This is a messenger RNA of Patella vulgata (common limpet), 4440 nucleotides long. RefSeq names its product L-gulonolactone oxidase. NCBI's taxonomy places the organism in Eukaryota, Metazoa, Mollusca, Gastropoda, Patellidae. Gene Ontology annotation, molecular function: D-arabinono-1,4-lactone oxidase activity; FAD binding. The record is from RefSeq and is a predicted model, not a curated record. The transcript is spliced from 12 exons. Gene Ontology annotation, cellular component: membrane. The coding region runs from base 315 to 1682 and encodes 455 amino acids.
UCCUACGUUACGUUACAAAGGCACGUGGUCUGAAUGGCGUGAAAAUAAUUUAUAUAACAUCGACCACCGACACGAGAUGUAAUUCAUAACACGCAGGUUGUCUUGUUCUAAUAACGUCUGCAGGAACUGUUCAGCCGUUGAAAGUCUACAGAAUAUUCAACUGCACACAGACUCUCUCCAUUUUACGAUAGAAGAAGUCGUACCACAACAUCGGGUUAUUUUUAGGUUCGAUAUUGACAUUGUAUUUGUAAAUAAAAGAAAUCAAAGAAGCCGACACCGACCACACCUGUCACUGACACUGUCAUCUUUUAGCAAUGGCAUCUGAUGUUAGAUCUUUAGGUAAACCUGGUUUCAAGUUUACAAAUUGGGCCACCACAUAUUCCUGUCAUCCUGAAUUAUAUUUUGAACCAGAAACAACAGAAGAAAUAUCUCAGAUUCUGGCAUUUGCCCAGAAGAAAGGUAAAAAAGUGAAAGUAAUUGGAAAUGGUCAUUCACCCUCGGACCUGGCAUGUACGACAGAUUAUAUGAUUAGUUUAAAGCGGUAUAAUCAUGUCAUAAAGAUUGAUAAAGAAAGGGGAUUAGUCAAUGUUCAGGGUGGUUGUUUAAUUAAAGAUUUAAAUGAAAAGAUUUUACCAGCAAAUGGGCUUGCUUUUAGUGUACAAGGUACCGUAUCAGAACUAACAGCCGCAGGUGUUAUUUCUACAGGAACACAUGGAACUGGUGCCGAUAUGGGAAUUAUAUCUUCUUCUGUUGUUGAGUUGGACCUGAUGACGGCAUCUGGAGAAAUUCUAACUAUAUCAAAAGACCAAAACGCUGAUUUAUUUCCAGCUGCUGCCGUGAGUCUAGGUUCACUUGGUGUUAUACUACACGUAACAUUCCAGUGUGAACCUGCCUUUAAUCUGGAACAGAAACAGUUUCCUGAUAAACUAGAUAAUGUUUUGAAAAAUCUUGAUAAAUAUGUGACUGGUUCCGAACAUUUCCGAUUUUUUUACUUUCCACAUACAGAAGAUACUUUAUGUUUUAGUGCUAAUCGUACUAAAAAGGAGAAGAAUUUAUCCUUUAGUUGGUUUUGGGAAUCAUUAGUUGGAUAUCAUAUCUUCCAGGCCUUGUAUUGGUUAAGUACAUUUAUGUCGUUCUUGGUACCCGUAUUAAAUCGACUGUUUUAUAAUUUGUUAUACGCUCACAAGAAGGAGAAAGUAGAUCGAUGUGAUCGGAUCUUUAACUUCAACUGUUUAUUUAAACAGUACGUCACAGAAUGGUCAAUACCAAGAGAUAAAACUGCACCAGUAUUGACAGAAAUUAAAGAUUGGAUUUUAAAAAAUAAAUUCCCAGCCCAUUUUCCUAUUGAAGUUAGAUUUGUGAAAGGUGAUGGUAUUUAUUUAAGUCCAGCAUAUGGAUGGAACGAUACAUGUUAUAUUAACAUCAUCAUGUAUACGCCAUUUAACAAAAUUGUACCAAGAGAAAAAUAUUGGGAAGCUUUUGAGAAGGUUAUGUCUGACUACGGGGGCCGUCCACACUGGGCUAAGGAUCAUAAAUAUGGCAGAGAAGAAUUUACUAAGCUGUAUCCACAAUUUGAGACAUUCUGUAAAAUCCGAGAGAGAUUGGAUCCCAAUGGCAUGUUCCUUAAUUCCAAUCUUGAAAGAGUUUUUGGUAAAAAUACCAUGUCCAAAAUGAAUGUAUAGAUUUUGCCUUGAUAAUCAAAAUGUUUUUUUUCAACGUUAGAUAUUGGACUAUAGUUACCAGAAAGAUUCAAACUUUAUUGGCUUAAAUUGAUUUGUUUGUUCGUCUGCCUGUCCAUCUCACUUUUUGUAACACAAGAACAUGCUUCUAAUUGAGGUAAAAAGUUCAAACUUAGGGUUGUUAUUUAUCAGGUGAAUGAUUUGGCCCGAUUUUGACAAUCAGCAUUUUCUGCCAAGGCUAAGCAGAGUAAGCAAUUUCAUCGGUCAGUGCUUUGGAAUAAUUGAUUCUAAUUUGAAAAUGAUGAAACUUAGUGUCAUUACAUCAAUACCGUGAUGAGAAUUUCAGCUUAGGCUAAGUGAGACCUCAAUUUGAUUUGUUGAAACUUUAUAUUCUUAUUUGAUGGAAAAUUAGAAUCUUUCUGGCAACUGGUUCCCAAUAUUUUAGAGAUGUACAUAACACAUUCCACAUACAGUAUUUAUUUUACACCAGGCCUCUCAUUUUAUUUGUAUUAACUGGUCUUGACUAACUGGCAGUGAAAUUGACUGACUUGCAGUAGAAUUGACUGACUUGCAGUGAAAUUGACUGGCUGGCAAAGUUAUCUGGAAUAAUGCUAAAAAUUGUCUUGUUACUGAAGUGAAAGCCUUGUAGUCCGGCAUAUUACCGGUAUUACGAUUGUCUGCAGAUCCUCAGACAAUGAUGUCGCUGUGAAUGGCAUAAAACAUGGGCAUUAAAUCGCCAUUCUUUACAUUUUAAAAAUUUCCAUCUACUGUAUAUUAAGGACUUAAUUCAGGUUACCACAGAGGCACCAAAACAUUAGAGUGUAAAUUUCUCUGCCAGUCAAGGGUGGUAAUUAUGACCGAAAAAAGAGCUCUACCAUUUUGAAUUACAUGUACAUACGUUGAUGGAGGGGGUGUACUUUGUACUUCCAUCAUUUUGUAGUUAGGGUCAUUUAAUGGUCUUAAUGAGGCUGUGUGAACAGUGUGAACCAAUCCAUCUUACAAACUACAUGGCAUGAUGACACUUUUCAUUGAAUUGUAUACACAGUUUUCAAUGAAUUAUUUAUACACUUUUUAUUUAAGUGUAACAGACUUUUCAAUGAAUUAUAUAUACACACUUUUCAAUGAAUUAUAUAUACACACUUAUCAAUGAAUUAUAUAUACACACUUUUCAAGGAAUUAUAUAUACACACUUUUCAAUGAAUUGUAUACACACUUUUCAAUGAAUUGUAUACACACUUUUCAAUGAAUUAUUUAUACACCUUUUAUUUAAGUGUAAACUGACUUUUCAAUGAAUUAUAUAUACAAACUUUUCAAUGAGUUGUAUACACACUUUUCAUUGAAUGGUAUACACACUUUUCAAUGAAUGGUAUGCAUACUUUUCAGUGAAUGGUCAUCUUAUAUGUAGAGGUUGUUAUUUGUUGUUGAUGAAAUGUUAUAUUUUGUUUUUAGCUUUAAGCUGGUAAAAAAAGGUGCUAAAUGUCCCAAAGGGGAAACCUAAAUCAAAACAAUGUUAAGAAACCCAAACACUAUGAGGUUAAAUAAUUACCCAGACAUCUUAAUGGGGAAGUGGUAUCAGGUGGUUUUAAAAGAUUAAAAUGUGUCUGAUUCUUUAUUUAGUUAAUUUUACUUGAAAAGCGAUCUGUAAAUGAACAAGAGGUAUUUUAGAAUUAUUGUGAUAUUUUUUUCUCUUUAUUUAUGUCAUUAUUUGACAGUAAUUUUUUUAUAGCAAUUAUAUGUUUACAUAGCCAGUUGUUAUUGCAUAUUUUUGCAUUUGUUUGUAUUAAAAAUACAUUUGAGAUAUUAAAUGAAUUACUAUUAUGAGGAGAUUGAAUAAUGUCUGUUUUGUAUUAAAUGAUACUAUUAUAACUCCAGAAUCUUGAUUGGUCAAUCAGAUUUGGCUCAAAAAUAAAAAUGUCCAUUUGACUGGAUUUUUAUGUGUUGAUUUGUAUUGUGGGAUGAUAAUCUGUCUUUAUUGAAUGUUUUACGUCUCUAGACAAGGCCAGAAUUGAGAUAUACACCCCAUAAUCAUUUUUGCAUACCAUUAUUAUUAUUCUGGAUAACUGUUGCUAUAAAAUGUUAUUCUGGGUAACUGUUGCUUUAAAUUGUUAUUCUGGGUAACCGUUGCUUUAAAUUGUUAUUCUGGGUAACUGUUGCUUUAAAUUGUUAUUCUGGGUAACUGUUGCUUUUAAUUGUUAUUCUGGGUAACUGUUGCUUUUAAUUGUUAUUCUGGGUAACUGUUGCUUUUAAUUGUUAUUCUGGGUAACUGUUGCUAUUAAAUGUUAUUUGCUGCUAUUAAAUGCUAUUCUGGGUAACUAUUGCUUUUUAAUGUUAUUCUGGGUAACUGUUGCGAUUAAAUGUUAUUUGCUGCUAUUAAAUGUUAUUCUCCGUAACUGUUGCUAUUAAAUGCUAUUCUGGGUAACUAUUGCUAUUAAUUGUUAUUCUCCGUAACUGUUGCUAUUAUGGGUAAUUGUUGCUAUUAAUUGUUAUUCUAGGUAAGUGUUGCUAUAAAUUGUGAAUAACUAAUAAAGAACAAAACCAUAAACUCGACAGGGUCAGGAUCCAGAAAAUAUAAGAAUUGUCUUUGACCUUUUCGUAGGGUUUGGGUUAUUCACAGAAUUUUUACUUUUUAGAUAUUAAAUUUGAGCACUUGAUAAAAAUGAGAAAUUUUUAAUGUAAUAUUUCAUAUUUUAGAACGGUACAUCAUUGACUGAGAAAUGUACUGGCUAUAUAUAAUAAUAAUAAUAAACUAUUUUAUAACAUU